AUGAUUUUUCCACCCAGUGUUAUAUCUGUGGGUUCGUCUGUAUUAAGAGUGUGGAUGUCUGUGUGUAAAUCUGUCUGGGAAUAGAUGUUUGUUCUGAUGGCUACAUUAUUUAUUUGGUGCCUUUUUUUUUUUCCCCUGCAGUGGGUCGGCUCACCGUGUGGCUUGCACGGACCUUACAUUUUCUACAAGGCUUUUCAAUUCCACCUUGAAGGCAAACCAAGAAUUUUGUCCCUUGGCGACUUUUUCUUUGUAAGAUGUACGCCAAAGGAUCCGAUUUGCAUAGCGGAGCUCCAGCUGUUGUGGGAAGAAAGGACCAGCCGGCAACUUUUAUCCAGCUCUAAACUUUAUUUUCUCCCCGAAGACACUCCCCAGGGCAGAAAUAGCGACCAUGGCGAGGAUGAAGUCAUUGCUGUUUCUGAAAAGGUGAUUGUGAAACUUGAAGACCUGGUUAAGUGGGUACAUUCUGAUUUCUCCAAGUGGAGAUGUGGCCUUCGAGCUGGGCCAGUGAAAACUGAAGCUUUGGGAAGAAACGGACAGAAGGAAGCUCUGCUGAAGUACAGGCAGUCAACUCUCAACAGUGGACUCAACUUCAAAGAUGUUCUCAAGGAAAAGGCUGACCUUGGGGAGGAUGAGGAAGAAUCGAACGUGAUAGUUCUCAGCUAUCCUCAAUACUGCCGAUACCGCUCUAUGCUGAAGCGUAUCCAGGAUAAGCCAUCUUCCAUUCUAACAGACCAGUUUGCAUUAGCCCUGGGGGGCAUCGCGGUGGUCAGCAGGAACCCUCAGAUCCUGUACUGUCGAGACACCUUUGAUCACCCCACUCUCAUAGAAAAUGAGAGUAUAUGCGAUGAAUUUGCGCCAAAUCUUAAAGGCAGACCACGCAAAAAGAAACCAUGCCCACAAAGAAGAGACUCAUUCAGUGGAGCUAAGGAUUCCAACAAUAAUUCCGAUGGUAAAGCCGUUGCCAAGGUGAAAUGUGAAGCCAGGUCAGCUUUGACCAAGCCGAAGAAUAACCAUAACAACUGUAAAAAAGUCUCAAAUGAAGAAAAACCAAAGCUGGCUAUUGGUGAAGAGUGCAGGGCAGAUGAGCAGGCCUUCUUGGUGGCACUUUAUAAGUACAUGAAAGAAAGGAAAACACCGAUAGAACGAAUACCCUAUUUAGGUUUCAAACAGAUUAACCUUUGGACUAUGUUUCAAGCUGCUCAAAAACUGGGAGGAUAUGAAACAAUAACAGCCCGUCGUCAAUGGAAACAUAUUUAUGAUGAAUUAGGGGGUAAUCCUGGGAGCACCAGCGCUGCCACCUGUACCCGCAGACACUAUGAAAGAUUAAUUCUACCAUAUGAAAGGUUUAUUAAGGGAGAGGAAGAUAAGCCUUUGCCUCCAAUCAAACCUCGGAAACAGGAGAACAGUUCACAGGAAAGUGAGAAUAAAACAAAAGUAUCAGGAACCAAACGCAUGAAACAUGAAAUGCCUAAGAGCAAGAAGGAGAAAGAGAGUGCCUCGAAGCCCCAGGAUGCACCUGAGGUGAGUUGCUGUGCUCACCUCCUCCAGGUCUCCUAGAACCCAUAACCCACAGCUGGGUUCCUGCAUAGCUCAUACUAGACUGAGAAAUCAAAAGAACAUACUUUCUGAUUCCCCAAACAGUUCCCCAGUUCCUGAAAACUCUUCCUUUUGCUUGGAAGCUGAAAUGCAAUGCAUCAUGGUACAGAAUGAGAUAGGCCAAGAAUAGAAUCUAGAAAGACGAGAACAUCCUGUAGGAAACUGAUAGCAAAAGCUUUGCCUUUAAGAUAGAAGGAGUCAGAGCUGCAGCUCUUUGAAACCAAGGCAUUCUAUUGUGAAGAUGUGGCUUCUUGGCCAUUUCACAGUUUAUCUGAGGAGUCACCAUAACUUUCCAGGAUCCAGGGUGGAGGGUCAUUGAAAUCGCCAUUGCUGUGUCCCUAUAGGACUCUCCAGAAAGUUUUAGAGAUGAGUUUCCCUCCUAUAAUUGACCUCUGUGCAACAGUCCUGGGUUGAGACCAAUUUUGCAAGAUCUUAAGUACAUAGUGUUUAUGGGGAAAUUUUGAAGUGGUUGCUCUGAAGCCAUUAUUAUCUCUCAUAUUAACAGGUAGUUUUUGAACCUUUUAAACAAGCC
Messenger RNA from Castor canadensis (American beaver), 2128 nucleotides. Lineage: Eukaryota; Metazoa; Chordata; Mammalia; Rodentia; Castoridae. The record is from RefSeq and is a predicted model, not a curated record.